UUUUGUUUUGUUUCGAUAGGUUUGGUUCAGUUUCUCCGAUUCAAGCUAGGUUUUGACACCCUAUGUAAAGCCAUGGAAUCUCCCACUUAGGCAGGUCGGAUACUAAGAAUUUCCACUCCGAAAAAACAAGAAAGGUAGAGAUCGAUAAGAGGUCAAAGACAAUGGCGGAUGUUACUGAUAUCACUUCAGAUGAUGAUAUUAGUACUGUAAGAGAAGACAAGAAGGCCAGGGCAGAAGUUGCAGGUCGUGUUGGACAAAUAAGGGAAUCCAUGAAGACAGAAAUUCUUCACUUGACUUCCUUGCCAUCCCAUUGCAGCAUAUACCGAGUUCCCAAGUCACUGCUCAAAACAAAACCAGAAGCCUACGGACCUCGCAUGGUCUCCAUCGGUCCUUUUCACCGCCACAAGAAGCACCUAAAGCCCAUGGAAGCACAUAAGUUGAGAUAUUUUAAUGAUUUUAUCCACCGCUGUGAAUCUCAAGCAACCUUGGAUAAAUUUGUUGAAGCUAUCAUAAGAUUGGAAGUCAGAGCUCAGCAAUGUUACUCAGAAAUCAUCCAACUCAAAUUCAAAGACGAAUUCGUGAAAAUGAUGCUAAUUGAUGGCUGCUUCAUACUUGAACUCAUCCUUAGGACUACAUAUGGGCAUCAUAGAAAGAGUGAAGCAACAUGGAUGUCUCACGUUAUAAAGUGUGACCUGAUUCUACUAGAAAAUCAAAUUCCCUUCUUUGUUCUUGAGAGUCUCUACCAAGUAUUCAGAAGGGAUUCGAAGUUUAACUAUGAAACACUUGAUAAACUCAUCUCCAAUUUCUUCAAAUAUUUUCUGCCAGAACGCAAAAGCAUUACUCCCAGACGUAGUACCAUUUCUGAAUUACUAAAGAAGUUCUCCAGAGAAGUAGCAAGGAAGUUGUCAGCUAAGAGAGACAGAGAAGGGUUACUUCAACCGUUACUCAUGACGGACGAAGACUCAGUCGUCGGGGCAGUGGAAGAAGAACCUGAACGGUCACUCGGGCGUUAUGCAACAACUCUAGCAGUGGCAGGAGCGGCAGUAGAAUAUGCAACAACUCUAGCAGUGGAAGAAGAACCUGAACUGUCACUGGUUGGGGAGGCAGUAGAAUAUCCAAAAACUCUAGCAGUGGAAGAAGAACCUGAACUGUCACUCUGGCGUUCAAGCAAGGUUGGGGCGGCAGUAGAAUAUCCAAAAACUCUAGCAGUGGAAGAAGAACCUGAACUGUCACUCUGGCGUUCACGCAAGCUUGGGGCGGCAGUGGAAGAAGAACCUGAACUGUCAUUCACGGAUUCAUUCAGUGGUGUGGCAGUAGGAGCGGCAGUAGAAUAUGCAACAACUCUAGCAGUGGAAGAAGAACCUGAAGUGUCACUGAUCAAGGUUGAGCAUUUGCUUGAUUUUAUACGAGAUUUACUCCUCCAAUCAUCCCCAAAGAAGUCAAAAAAUCCUGGGAAAUAUGUGUACACCCAUUGUGCAACAGAGCUCAAAGAGGCCGGUGUCAAGUUCAAGAAGCAGGAAGCGGAGAAUACAAGUCUGUUGGACAUAACAUUCAAAAAUGGAGUGUUGAAAAUUCCAACCAUUAAUAUUGAGGAUGGGACUGAAUCUCUACUUCGAAACCUAAUCGCCUUUGAGCAGUAUCGUGGUUGUGAUAAUCACAUCACAGAUUAUGCCUUCUUCAUGGAUGGCCUCAUCAACUCUCACAAGGAUGUGGAGUUGCUUGAGAAAAACGGAAUUAUUGAGAGCUUGCUUGGCGAACCAGAAGAGGUGGCUAAAUUAUUUAAUGGUCUUCUCAAAGAGGUUGUACUGAAGGGAGAAAGUUAUUCCUUCUCCGGUGAUUGCGAAGAAUUGGAGAAGUACUACAAGAUCCCAUGGCACAAUUGGACGGCAACUUUUAUGCUCAACUAUUGUAGCUCUCCAUGGUCAUGCAUUUCAAUCUUUGCUGCAUCACUUCUCCUCAUCUUGACGGUGGCACAGACCAUUUGUUCCAUCCUAAGUCUCACUUGAACUCAUCAAUCUCUUCGUAUCUGUGAUCCUGAUGAUCGACGUAUCGGUCAUUUAGAUGUCUAAGUUAAGUUUUUUUUUUGUUUUCUCUGAAAUGUGUAAGAUUCCUAUAAUUAGUACCAUAUAUACUACUACGUGCAUCCCGGUUAGUGUACGUGUUUCUUGUUGUAGGACUUUA
Molecule: messenger RNA, 2181 nt
Organism: Macadamia integrifolia
Lineage: Eukaryota; Viridiplantae; Streptophyta; Magnoliopsida; Proteales; Proteaceae
Exons: 2
Coding region: 162-2006 (614 amino acids)
Source: RefSeq, a predicted model, not a curated record